Rhododendron vialii is the source of this 1719-nucleotide messenger RNA. RefSeq lists its product as uncharacterized. NCBI's taxonomy places the organism in Eukaryota, Viridiplantae, Streptophyta, Magnoliopsida, Ericales, Ericaceae. The coding region runs from base 328 to 1437 and encodes 369 amino acids. The record is from RefSeq and is a predicted model, not a curated record. Gene Ontology annotation, molecular function: nucleotide binding. The transcript has 7 exons.
CAACAGUUUUUUGUGGCGUUGGAUGAGGCGUUUAAGGCACACCAUUUGCCAGAUCUGAGCGAGCUCACCAACGCGACUCCUCGCAAGUCGCCACUUCCGUGAUCAACGCGCCGCCUCUGCAUCUUCAUCGUCGACAGCUUGCUCCUUCCGCCGGAGCUCUAUUCGAAGUCUCCGGCUCCGGCGCCGAUCUCAAUCCUUAUGCGUACAUUUUCUUUUUCCGGUUGGAGUGUGCGGGAAUUGGGGUCCUAAUCUGGACCGGGCCGUACUUUGUCGGGAAAAUUUGAUUUUUUUAGAGUGAGAGAGAGGGGGGGACGAGAGUCAGUGGAGAUGGGAGAGAAGAUUGUGAAUUACGGAAUCGUAGGGGUUGGAUUGAUGGGAAGAGAGCACCUCCUGAAUCUGUACCAUCUCCGGAUCCAAAACGUCGCCGUCGUCUGCAUCGCCGAUCCCCACCUCCCCUCCCAACAACACGCUCUUGAUUUAGCCACUUCCUUUAACUGGCCUCUCAAGGUUUUCUCAGGGCAUCAGGAGCUGCUGGACAGUGGUAUGUGUGACGUGGUGGUGGUUUCAACUCCAAACAUGACUCAUUACGAAAUCCUAAUGGACAUCAUUAACCACCCAAAACCUCAUCAUGUACUAGUUGAGAAGCCUCUUUGCACUACAGUCAUGGACUGCAGGAAGGUAAUAGAGGCUGCUAGAAAGAGACCGGAGAUGCUGGUGCAAGUUGGGCUAGAGUACAGAUACAUGCCACCUGUUGCUAAACUGAUAGAAAUAGUUAAGGGUGGAGCACUAGGACAAAUCAAGAUGGUGGCCAUCCGGGAACACAGGUUUCCUUUUCUGGUUAAGGUCAACAAUUGGAAUCGGUUCAACUGUAACUCUGGAGGAACUCUGGUAGAGAAAUGCUGCCACUUCUUUGAUCUGAUGAGGUUGUUUGCCGGUGCAAAUCCUGUCCGUGUGAUGGCCUCCGGAGGUGUUGAUGUCAAUCACAAAGAUGAAAUUUAUGAUGGCAAAGUGCCUGACAUAAUUGACAAUGCAUAUGUAAUUGUCGAAUUUGAGAAUGGUUCUCGAGGCAUGCUCGAUCUUUGUAUGUUUGCUGAAGGGAGUAAAAAUGAGCAAGAAAUAUCAGUUGUUGGCGACAUAGGAAAGGGGGAGGCCUUUGUUCCAGAGAGCAUUGUGCAUUUAGGAAACCGGCUAGAGGGAAGAGAAGGUGUCAAAACUGUAAAAGCUGAGGAUGACCGAAUUAAAUACGAGGGGCUGCAUCAUGGUUCUAGCUAUUUGGAGCACCUCAACUUUUUGUCCGCAAUUAGAGCUCAAGGUGUACAAGCUCCUACCGUGGAUCUACAUGAUGGUUUGAUUUCGGUUGCUAUUGGAGUCGCAGCACAAGUCUCAAUAGAGCUGGGCCGAUUUGUUACAAUGGAGGAAGUGAUGAAUGAUAACUAAUUCGCGCGUCUUCUAACUCAUAUCUUCGUGGGUGGUUGUGCUUGCUUUUCCUCUUUUGUUGUACACCAAAGAAUAAAGGGAAUAAUGUGAAAUAGUUUUUCUUCUUCCGUGGGAGGUAUGACAACCUAUGUGAAUGACUGGGAGGUUUGACAACCUAUGUGCAUGUCUAAGUCUGUACAUUUAGUUUUCAGGAUGAAAUUGAUUGUGUUUGCAGCCUCAAAGCGGCAUGAACUCAUUUUUACUAAUUGUGGGCAUGAUAGUAUUAUAAUUCAUUUAUUCUAA